AGGGUUGAUCCAAGCAGCUAAUCUCUGCUGUAUAAAGACCAAGCAGAAGUGGUUGCCCCAUCACACUGCAGUGGACACACCUGAGAGAAUGAUGGCUCAAGAAAAACAGGGGUUCUCUCUGAUGAUGUGUUUUUUCCUUGGCACCUCUUCAAUCAUUUGGUGCCUGCCCCCAGCAGCAGCAGCUUUUCAGCUCCCUGGCUGUCAGACCGUCAAUCAGACAAUAUCUCUAGAGAAGAGGGGCUGUUCUGGCUGUCACAGAGUGGAAACAACCAUCUGCAGCGGGUACUGUACAACCAGGGAUCUCAACAUGAAGGUUGUGUAUAACAAAGUGUCCCAGCAUGUGUGCACAUAUGGGGAUCUGUACUACAAGAGAUUCGAAUUUCCUGACUGUUUGCCUGGAGUUGAUCCAGUUGUCACCUACCCAGUUGCUUUGAGUUGCCGCUGUGGCGGCUGUGCCAUGGCGACAUCUGACUGCACCUUUGAGAGCCUUCAGCCUGACUUCUGCAUGAAAGAAAUCCCAUUUUACUAUUAA
Messenger RNA from Cyprinodon variegatus (sheepshead minnow), 532 nucleotides. Its product is annotated as gonadotropin subunit beta-2-like. NCBI's taxonomy places the organism in Eukaryota, Metazoa, Chordata, Actinopteri, Cyprinodontiformes, Cyprinodontidae. Gene Ontology annotation, molecular function: hormone activity. Bases 89 to 532 code for a protein of 147 amino acids. The record is from RefSeq and is a predicted model, not a curated record. Gene Ontology annotation, biological process: ovulation; G protein-coupled receptor signaling pathway. Gene Ontology annotation, cellular component: cytoplasm; extracellular region. The transcript is spliced from 4 exons.